Molecule: messenger RNA, 543 nt
Organism: Guillardia theta CCMP2712
Lineage: Eukaryota; Cryptophyceae; Pyrenomonadales; Geminigeraceae
Product: frataxin, mitochondrial
Exons: 6
Coding region: 1-543 (180 amino acids)
Biological process (GO): intracellular iron ion homeostasis; iron incorporation into metallo-sulfur cluster
Cellular component (GO): mitochondrion
Molecular function (GO): iron chaperone activity; ferroxidase activity; ferrous iron binding
Source: RefSeq, a predicted model, not a curated record
AUGGCGCGCCUUAGCCGUUUCCCUUCUCUCUUGUCGCCCUCUCGCCCUCUCGCCUUUUUCCCUCCCAAGCAUUUUGCCCCCCACACAGAUUCCUCGAAUGGCACGAGGCUGUCCAUUUCCGCUAUUGAACAACAACACUUCUUGAGACGACCAGGAAGUGAAUCAUUGUUAUCCCAGCUCAAACUUGCUCAAGGCACAAGUCACUCAAUUCGAACGAUGGUGAUUGCACGUGAAAUGACAGAAGACGAAUACCACAACAUUGCAAACCAAAUUCUUGAAAAAAUUACGGAUGAGUUAGAGUUGUUGGAAGAGACCGACACUGACCUCGAAGUAGAGGCGUCUGGAGACGGAGUUAUCAACAUCAAAGUCAACAACAAGGGAGCAUGGGUUAUCAACAAACAAACGCCUUCACGGCAGAUUUGGUUCAGCUCUCCCAUAACAGGUCCUACACAUUACAUGUUGCAAGGGGGGGAGUGGGUCUGCACCAAGGAUGGGCACAACAUGAAAGGUAGAUUGCAUGAGCAGUUAGGCAUCAGAGUGUGA